AUGUCGGGAGGCGGGACCAAGCUGUCGGGUGACUGCCAGACGAGACCGCCUUCCAAAAUUGGUGGCAGCAAGACCUCCUCUCUACAGGUACUAAAUUUAUUUGGUGAGAAGCAGGACCUGGGCAGCAUUGCAGUUCACCAAGGCUACGGCCUCAAAUUAGAAGCAAUCAGUGGCACUUUGUACCUCUUCACGACAACCUUGCUGGAUGCGCCCCUCUCCAGAACCCUCUCUUACCAAGACUACAGACACCCUACCACGCGGGCGCAGGGUCUGUCAACCAUGGAUUUCCUCAAGUCGGCCGUGGCCUCCGCCAUGGCCAAAGGGCCGCCGUUCCCUUAUAGCUUCGGUGACAAGGUCGACGUGGACGAGUCCAUCUGGAACUUGUACAAUGGUAUCAAGAAGGAGGACGGCUCUAACUGUAGCAUCUUUUCUUUCGAUGUUACCGCACACAGAGGUCUGCUGCCCCUCGCUCGAAACGGCCUUCGAAAGCUUCGCACCAUCCGCCACCCUGGUGUAAUCAAGGUUCUUGACACGGUAGAGACGGAAACGUAUAUUUAUAUCGCCACCGAGCGAGUUGUCCCAUUGCGAUGGCACGUCCGACGUAAAUCAAUGAGUCCAGAAACAAUAAAAUGGGGUCUCCACGGCAUUGCGCGGACGCUGAAAUUUAUCAACUCUGACGCCUCCUCCAUUCAUGGCUGUAUCAAGGUCGGAUCGGUAUAUACUUCUGAAAGUGGCGAGUGGAAACUAGGCGGCUUCGAAAUCCUCAGCAGUGUUAAGGAGGACGAAUCUACCAUAUAUGUCAAGGUCGUGCAAGGCGGAUGGGAUGUCAUCAAGAAGAACCCUCACUCGGCCGUUGAUGCAUUUAACUAUGGUGUGCUGAUAUACGAGGUUUUCAAUGGUGAUUAUAACGGCCAUGACAGUGCUGGACAAACUCGCAACGUUCCUCCCACAAUGCACUCGAGCUACAAGCGACUCUGCAACGCGAACCCAAAAGCUCGCAUAUCCGUGUCAACGUUCCUUGACCAAGGAAGCCGUCGCGAUAGUUUUUUUGAUACGCCACUCAUCAAACUCACCGAAGACAUUGAUAACCUGGGGAUCAAAUCGGAAGAAGAACGCGAGCAAUUUCUAGAGUACGUGCUCGCUGUCGUUCUGCCAACUCCAAUACUAACAAUCACAAGCGACCUGGAGCAGGUAUCAGAUGACUUUCCAGAGGACUUCUUCAUCAUGAAGGUUCUGCCGGAACUAAUGAAGUCGGUAGAGUUUGGUGGUGGUGGACCCAAGGCUAUCAGCGUCGUGCUCAAGAUUGCCUCGAAACUGUCACAGGACGACUUUGAGACCAAGAUGGUUCCCUUUAUCGUCAGAAUGUUUGGCAACCCCGACCGCGCCAUCCGAGUGUGUCUGCUAGAUAGCCUGCCUCUGAUCAUCGACCAACUACCACAAAAGAUUGUCAAUGACAAAAUCUUUCCCCAAAUCGUCACCGGUUUCGUAGACGCUGCCCCUAUUGUGCGUGAGCAAACGCUCAAGUCAGUCUUGGUAUUAAUCACAAAGCUCUCGGAUCGCACAAUCAAUGGCGAAUUGCUCAAACAUCUUGCCAAGGCUGCCAACGACGAACAACCGGGGAUUCGUACCAACACGACGAUUUGUCUAGGGAAAAUUGCAAAGCACCUGGGACCCGGUUCGAGAUCCAAGGUCCUCAUUGCCGCAUUUACACGAUCGAUGCGAGACCCGUUCGUUCAUGCCCGUAAUGCCGCAUUGAUGUCAUUAGCAGCAACAUUGGAGUAUUUUACAGAGGAAGACUGCGCAACGCGCAUCUUGCCUGUGCUCUGCCCGUUGCUCAUGGACAAGGAGAAACUCGUACGUGACCAGGCAAGUCGUGCGAUGGACACAUACGUCGCCAAGAUCAAAAAGGCAACCGCAAACAUGCCAGACUCGGUACUACCGCCGACACAGAUUGGAGACGGCCAGGCCGCUCGCAUGAGUACCCCUCAACCCACUGCCGGCUCGCAGGGCUGGACCGGUUGGGCCAUUUCGUCCUUUACCAACAAGAUGUCAACAGCAGCGGGAGAGAUGCAAACGACCAAUGGGUCGGCGCCCUCCCCUAAAGCGCCAUCUUCGCCCGCCGCAGAUGGGUGCAAGCCGACAUCCUCUGCAUCGACGCUGCACAGACAGGUGCUCGCAUCGCCACCCGCUUCCACCGCGGCUCCGUCCCCCACUCCCAGUGCCGUGGCGGAAGAAUUAUACGGUGACGACGAUGCCGGCGGCUGGGGUGACAUGGACGACGUGGACGACGACGCCGGUUGGGGCGAGGCCGCGAGCCAGCCGGCCGCAAAGUCGGCGCCCGCGACGGCAUCGGCGACACCAUUUGACGAGGGGGAGCCUGACUUUGCGGGAUGGCUGGCAGCGCAGUCGCAGAAGAAGCCUGGCGGGAAGGCGCUGCCGAAGGGUUUGGUAAAGGCGGGCUCAGCGGCAAAUAAGGUGCCUGUAAAGCCUGCGGCAAAGGCGAAGCCGGUGGCGGGCUCAGCGGCAAAGAAGGUGCCUGUGAAGCCUACGGCAAAGGCGAAGCCGGUGGCGGCCAAGAAGAUUGACCUGGCGCCGAAGGCAGAUGACGAUGACGAUGGCUGGGGAGACAGUUGGUAG
This is a messenger RNA of Cordyceps militaris CM01, 2637 nucleotides long. Its product is annotated as protein kinase. Gene Ontology annotation, molecular function: ATP binding; protein kinase activity. The coding region runs from base 1 to 2637 and encodes 878 amino acids. The record is from RefSeq and is a predicted model, not a curated record. Lineage: Eukaryota; Fungi; Ascomycota; Sordariomycetes; Hypocreales; Cordycipitaceae. Gene Ontology annotation, cellular component: cytoplasm. The transcript is spliced from 8 exons. Gene Ontology annotation, biological process: protein phosphorylation; tRNA export from nucleus.